This is a messenger RNA of Anopheles bellator, 2618 nucleotides long. RefSeq names its product zinc finger E-box-binding homeobox 2-like. Gene Ontology annotation, cellular component: nucleus. The transcript is spliced from 3 exons. Lineage: Eukaryota; Metazoa; Arthropoda; Insecta; Diptera; Culicidae. Gene Ontology annotation, molecular function: RNA polymerase II cis-regulatory region sequence-specific DNA binding; DNA-binding transcription factor activity, RNA polymerase II-specific. The record is from RefSeq and is a predicted model, not a curated record. The coding region runs from base 412 to 1539 and encodes 375 amino acids. Gene Ontology annotation, biological process: regulation of transcription by RNA polymerase II.
CCUGGCGCUCCGGGGACUUUGCUCGGUGACGGUGAAAUUUUGGGCAGCGAAAAAACCGUACAGCGGUCGUACGGCGCACGGUGACCGCUUUGGCGGCAUGUUGUGAAGUUCGAAAUCAACGCGACAACCGUUUUUUUUAUUGACAAACCAGGGGUUUAUUUACCUUUCGAUGUUCACGGCGUCGGCGGCCAAUCCGAUUCGGUCCCCCCUGUUGAUGGCGGUUUUCAACGAAAAUGAUCCAUCGUUGACUGAAAGUGGUCAUUGAACACGAAAAAGGGAGUAGAAGCGAAUACGUUUGCUGCGCUGUGUUUUUUUUUUCUAGCUCCCCUGCCUCUGUCCUUACACUGCGACCGCGGUGCCGGAGUUCUUGCGCUUUGUGUUGCUGGUUCCUGGAGUCGACGGAGGCGGGAUAUGGCACAGCAGGAUGCAAAUGGCAGUGUUCAACCAACAUCCAGCAUGGUCGCGCCAGAAAUGACAAGCCCUGAAGCGACAGGAGAGCACCAACCGCAGCAAAGCACAACCACCAGUAAGGAUGAUCCUGCGACCACUGCGCGUUGUGAUAAAAACGGGACAAAAGGUGGCCCCCUUCGAAAGUGCUUGAUGUGUUUGCUGCCGUUCGACGAACUGGGCUCUAUCGGUUCGGAAUCGCCGGAGGAACUGAAACGGAUAGUGGACAACAUUUACAAGAUUGCCAAAAUUGAGGUGAAACCGGCAGAUGGGAAGAUCGAGCCACUGUGUGGUAGCUGCCGGGCGAAGCUGGGCUACGAUUACGACGAGGACGCGUACUACGAGAUGCUCAGCCAGAUGUACAGCAACGAGGUGCAGAGCAAGAUGAUAACGAUCGCGAUGAACAACGGGCUGCCGGUGCACAUAGCGAUGCCAGCCGAGCUACCCGAUUUACCAACUUCCGGUGCCGGGGUCACCGGUCCGUAUAUCGAUGCCGCCUGUGGUACGUUCGUCGUGACCGAGCUUGGCGUUGAGGCGCUGAACGCGGACAAGGACGAACUCGUGUGCGCCAUCUGUUCGAAGGCGUUCAACUUUAAGUCGACGUUGCGCCUUCACAUCCGCAGUCACCAUCAGAGCGCGCCGCGCGAAACCGUUGAACUUCCGCGGCAGUCGCGCAAACCACGGGCCUACGAGUGCGUGGAGUGCCAGCUAAGCUUCAAGCUCAAGUACGACUUCGACAAGCACAUCGCCAUCCACAAGAAGACGAACCUGUUCCAGUGUGACGUCUGCUUCAAGCUCUUUAAGCACAAAUCGUACUACUCGAUGCAUCGCAACAUGAAACGCUGCAAGGUGGCACCGGUGCCUCUCGAUCUCACCACUCUCGGGCCAGCAUCGGCGUCGGCGUCGGCGGCCACAAUCAGUUCCCCCGAGCGGCCCCCAGUUGCCACGAACGGGGGACGGCGGAAUGGGAAAACAAAGGAUCGCUUGGCGUCGUCAGUCGAAUCGAAGGGUGCUGUUUCAACGUUGCUGCAAUGCUCGGCACCGGACACUCUGGCCACCCUCGGUGACUGUGGUGUACGCAACGCCAGCUAAAGGUAUCGCGGUGUGUUCAAACAAGGGCAGCAUGCAAUUUAAUGGCAAAGAGUGGGUUCUUUCGUAGGGGUGAAAGAUAACGGUUCCUACAAGCGCUGCAAUAGGCAAUAGGGAUAAUUAUGGCGAUGGCGCAAAUUAGUUGAAUUCGGAUUCUCUUAAGCCAACAUUUCCAAAGAACUAUGUAUUAAUCUCUGUUGUUUUGUUAGCUUACCUAGCCCUGUGAGGCUUUUAAUUGGUUCGUACCGUUGAUUUGUUGUAUGAUUUGCUAAUUUAUUUAUCCCAUAUCCUACCCGCGCCACAAUUCGAUGGACAAACCAAAUCGGAAACGCAAAGAGUGUUACGCAGAUUAUCGUUUGCAGCCAGUCUCACCCGUCGAUACAUGAUUAAGUUACCUGCUAAUGAUAAGUGUACGUUAGGUGGCCAUAUCGAGGCGCGUCGAAGACCAACAGAGGGCUAACGAUCGGCCCAAACAGUCACCACUAUUCCAAUGCGUUUUAACCCACCGAUGGAUUAGCGGAUGAUUUAUUUUGUGAUUUUACAUAUUUUGUUUGUUUUUUUAUUUUAUCUAAGAAAACCGGACUGGACCGUAUUUAUACUGUUUAUGUUGUUUGUAGGUUCAUUUUUUCCCAUUUGCCAUAAACGUACUUUGUGUGCUAGUCUUGCUACGGUAAGUCAUUCUCAUAUACCGUUCGCGCCCGGGACGUUCCUUGGGGUCUUUUUACGUGUCUCUCCGCUGUUUUAAGUUUCUCGCCACCCCGUCCGGGGUAUAUGCAAUUGGUAGAGUACACGUUUAAUUGGUGUGUUUAUGUGCCCGUUUGUGUCCAUGUACGACAUUAAGACAGGUGGUGCACCAGAAAGGGUAACGGGUACAGUUCCGUAUUGAAACGAACCUAUGGCAACGAUUCUAACGGAGAAAGGGUCCGUGGUGUCUGUGUCUCAAUCAGCUAGUUUAUCGUUAGAGUGUAAGCAAAAACGAGUGGAAGCGUGAAUGUGACCGGGUGUGUAAUGCACAUUCAAAGCAUUAUACUAUAUUCUACUAACUUCGUCUUUUAAUCGUAGUGAAUCAAAGUCUACAAACA